Molecule: messenger RNA, 2233 nt
Organism: Neocloeon triangulifer
Lineage: Eukaryota; Metazoa; Arthropoda; Insecta; Ephemeroptera; Baetidae
Gene: serp
Product: chitin deacetylase 1
Exons: 5
Coding region: 70-1707 (545 amino acids)
Biological process (GO): carbohydrate metabolic process
Cellular component (GO): extracellular region
Molecular function (GO): protein binding; hydrolase activity, acting on carbon-nitrogen (but not peptide) bonds; chitin binding
Source: RefSeq, a predicted model, not a curated record
CCCGCUCAGGUAAAGGUCUAGCUAGGUAGUCAGGGAGAGCUUUGGCCGGGCCACUCUUCAGUCAGGAUCAUGAAGGGACGGGAGGCACAUCUGGCGUUAGGCCUCUUGAUUUUCUCAGUUGCCCUAGCUCACGUUAGCGCAGAUGCGUCUGAAAUUUUAAAAAGAAUCCGUCGCCAGGACGACAGCAAGAAAGAUGAAAACUUCGAGGUUGAGUUGUGCAAGGACAAGGACGCUGGCGAAUGGUUCCGACUGACUGCCGGCGAGGGUGACAGCUGCCGUGAUGUCAUCCAGUGUACUAGCUCUGGUCUGCAAGCCAUCCGUUGUCCCGCUGGUCUGUAUUUCGAUAUUGAGAAGCAGACUUGCGAUUGGAAGGACGCGGUCAAGAACUGCAAGCUGAAGAGCAAGGAGAGGAAGGUCAAGCCUUUGCUCAACACCGACGAGCCCCUCUGCUCUGAAGGCUCUCUGGCCUGCGGUGAUGGAGCUUGCAUCGAGCGCGGCCUCUUCUGUAACGGAGAGAAGGACUGCAGCGACGGUUCUGAUGAGAACUCUUGCGACAUUGACAAUGAUCCCAACCGCGCUCCUCCCUGCGACCCUGCCGUGUGCGUUCUUCCUGACUGCUUCUGCUCUGAGGACGGAACCUCCAUUCCCGGAGACCUUCCUUCCAAGGACGUUCCUCAGAUGAUCGUCAUCACCUUUGAUGAUGCCAUCAACAACAACAACAUCGAGUUGUACAAGGAGAUGUUUGACACCGGCAAGAGGAAGAAUCCCAACGGCUGCGACAUCAAGGCCACUUACUUCGUUUCACACAAGUACUCAAACUACUCUGCCAUCCAGGAAACUCACCGCAAGGGACACGAAAUCGCCGUUCACUCCAUCACCCACAACGAUGACGAGCAGUUCUGGAGCAACGCCACCGUUGACGACUGGGCCAAGGAGAUGGCUGGUAUGCGUAUCAUCAUCGAGAAGUUCGCCAACAUGACUGACAACUCGGUCGUCGGCGUCAGGGCUCCCUACCUGCGUGUCGGAGGCAACAACCAGUUCACCAUGAUGGAGGAGCAGGCCUUCCUGUACGACAGCUCCAUCACCGCUCCCCUGCACAACCCUCCCCUCUGGCCGUACACAUUGUACUUCAGGAUGCCCCACCGUUGUCACGGCAACCUGCAGAGUUGCCCGACCAGAAGUCACGCCGUCUGGGAGAUGGUGAUGAACGAGCUGGACCGCAGGGAAGACCCCAACUUUGAUGACUACCUGCCAGGUUGCGCUAUGGUGGACUCGUGCUCCAACAUCCUGUCUGGUGACCAGUUCUACAACUUCCUCAAUCACAACUUUGACCGCCAUUACGAGCAGAACCGCGCCCCUCUGGGUCUCUACUUCCACGCCGCCUGGCUGAAGAACAACCCUGAGUAUCUUGACGCCUUCCUCUACUGGGUGGACGAGACUCUGGCCAACCACAACGACGUUUACUUCGUCACUAUGACCCAGGUCAUCCAGUGGAUGCAGAAUCCCCGCACCGUUUCCGAGGUCAAGAACUUUGAGCCCUGGCGCGAAAAGUGUACCGUCGAGGGAAAGCCCCACUGCUGGGUGCCCAACGCCUGCAAGCUGACCAGCAAAGAGCUGCCCGGACAGACCGUCAACCUGCAGACCUGCGUCAGGUGCCCCAACAACUACCCUUGGGUCAACGACCCCACUGGAGACGGUUUCUUCUAAAGAGACAACCACGAUGUGCCUAAAUAUUUAAAGAUGUGAGAAUAUAUAAAAAAAAAAAGUAUUUUCGAAUACUGAAAGGGUCGCCUGCGCAUGGCUGAUCGUUUCUGUUAAUUAUUUAAAUGAAAAAGAAAGAAUCCUCUUCUCAUGCGCGGCCGACGCAGAUCAAAAUCAUAAUUUAAAUGCGUUAGUAAUUUAAAUUCUCUGGAACUUAAAACACCGCCUGUGUAAGAAGGCUUUCGUAUAAAAUGGCAAAUUCACAAAAUUUCCAAGAAAAAGGCAAAUAUUUAAAUGAGCAACAAAAACGACUAAAUAAAAAGAGCUAAUUGUAAGCAAGGACUGUUACGACAAACAACGAGUUCCAUUACUAAUUAAUUGCUGUAUAAUUGUGAAACGAAGAAAAAGAAACAUCUUGCCAUUAAUAUUGUGUGUAUGGGUAUAAAGAAUAAUUUUAAUACAUAAUUCAAGUCAUCGACUUAUUUUGUAAACCAUCUCUUGUGAUGAAAUAAAAAUAAUUUCAUGUAUAAAA